Lathyrus oleraceus (garden pea) is the source of this 969-nucleotide messenger RNA. Its product is annotated as putative FBD-associated F-box protein At5g56410. NCBI's taxonomy places the organism in Eukaryota, Viridiplantae, Streptophyta, Magnoliopsida, Fabales, Fabaceae. The transcript has 3 exons. The record is from RefSeq and is a predicted model, not a curated record. Gene Ontology annotation, molecular function: protein binding. The coding region runs from base 1 to 969 and encodes 322 amino acids.
AUGGUGUUACUGAGGACAGAGAUAAUAGCAGAUAGAAUCAGUGAGUUUCACGAUUCAAUUCUUUGUCACAUUCUUUCUUUUCUUCCAACCAAACAUGCUGCAACCACAAGCAUCCUCUCUAAGAGAUGGAAAUCAUUAUGGCUUUCGGUCCUCACUCUCGAAUUCGACUGCAAAUCCUUCCAAGACAUGACCUGCCAUGGAUAUUCUUUACACCAGUUGAUGCUCUUACGAAAAAUUGAACUUCCAAUCCUUUCGUUUCGUUUCAAUUGCAACUACUGGUGUCCAAUUCAAACCCAACGUGAUGUUACUCUAUUUGUUUCCUAUGUAAUGAAUCGAGGAAUAGAGAAUCUUAACAUUCACAAUGACAUGAAAUUACCAUCUAGUAUUCUUAGUUGCAAGACCCUUAAGGUUCUUAAGUUGAAAGGAAUAAUAGUGAAUGGUUUUUCUCAUCAAGUGGAUUUUCCUGUUCUUAAAAUUCUUCAUUUAAAGAGAAUGAGUUUCGAACGGCAUGAAUUGCUUGUUAAACUUCUGUCUGGUUGUAAAAUACUUGAGGAGCUGCAAACCAAAUUUUUGUAUAUACUUAAUGAUUCAUUUGUUCCAGAGAAAGAGUUUGACGGCUUGUUACCUAGUUUAAUCAAAGCAAGAAUUUCUUUUAACGAUUAUAUCAUUCCUGUUAAUUUGGUUCGUAACGUGGAGAAUCUAUAUAUGGAACAGGAACAAUUGAAAUGUUGUACUAAACUUCCAAUGUUUCAUAAUCUGACACAUGUGAAACUUAAACUUUUCUUUAAUAUGUGGGGUUGGUUGCAACAAAUGCUUGAACAAUGCCACAAACUUCAAAGUUUAAUCGUAAAGGGUUGUGAAUAUCAAGACGAGGUAAAUGACCAAAGUUGGAAGGAUCCACCAACUGUUCCAAACUGUCUUUCAUUGCACCUGAGAACAUGUUGUCUUGCAUAUUGUAGAGGCACCUGA